ACCAUAAACAUUCUACGAGAAGGCAAAACCAAAAUACUAACAAAAAAGUAAUAGACUAUUCACGAUUUUAUUUAUGCUCAAACAAAUACUAAUGCAUUUUACGGCAAACACACAUACGCCUAUACCAGCAGUAUACAAUCCACCAACACCAAUGAAAGGAAGCAUCGGCGAUAGCAACAAAAAUAAAUGCGAAGCAGCAGCAUAAAAGCGAGAUGAAGUGCUGUUGAACACAUGAAAAAACGGCAAUUAAACUAGCAACAACAACAUAAACAAAACAAGCGGCUUUAAAAAGACGAGCGAACGCACAUACAUAUAUGCAAACCUACCUAUGCGGACGAAUGUAAAGACAAGAAAAAGCAUCUAAUGAAUUGCUCUGAAACGUCAAAAGACGUUAGUAUGAGCGCGGGCGUAACUGAUUUUCACAUACAGUUGGCGUAGCUGUACGAAGAUUGUUCUAAUUAUCUAAUUUAGUGACUAAAGUCAUUUCUAGUUUUCUCGUGUUUACAAACGUCCAUAUUUAUUUAUUUCAACGAUCGUUCUGUUUAUUGCUCAAAUGUUUUUGUGGCAGAAGUGUAAGAUAUUUUCGUAUUAACGACCUCUGAAUGCACAAAAUUGCUUUACUUCAGUUCAUAAAAUUGUUUGGUUCAUUUUAUGUGAUUUUUUUCGUCUCUCAAAUGAGUAAUUAAAAUACCAUUAAGUUUAAUUUUUUAAAAUAAUUUUUGGAAUAACGUCAACUGUAACGGACUUUGCAGAAUCAGAUUAUAAAAAAUUUUAAUGUCAAAUUUUUUAAUUAAAAUUUGUUUUAAUGAUUUUUUAAAAGCUAGAAUUUAUUUUGUGUUGUGAAUAUGUGUAUGUUUGUUAGGUUUUUUUUACAUUUUAAUGCAUAUGUAUGGUACAUACAUCAUGUUAUCAAUACCAAAAUACAACUUUUGUUGCAGGAAAGCAAAAAUCUAAAUAUUCGUAGAAAAUAAAAAUUAGUGAAAACAUAUAUUAUAACUUGAAUAACAUUAAAAAUUGUAUUAAAAUAAAAAAUAUAAUACUUAAACGCAAUUUGCAUAUGUAAAUUACAUAGUGUGGAAAAAUGUGAAAAAUAAUUACGUGUUUGUGUAUCUGUAAAUUGAAGCAAACAAAUAAAAGAAAAUUAAAUUGUGUCUCAGUUCUCCGUCUGCAAUCAAUAAUAUAGUUUCUCUGGUGUUUUUGUGAGUGUAAAUCAUUUCUAAAAUGAAUAAUUAUCAACACCAAACGCCGCCACCUGUAACGCGGCAUCACCAUCACCAUUUGCCGCCGCCACCGCCGCUGCCGCAUCACCAUCCAUCACUGUUGCCGCAACCGCAGCCUCCGCUUCCGAUGUUGCCAUCACAACAGCAACAUGUGCAGCAGCAGCAGCAGCCUCAACCAUUGAUCAGCAAUUCGCUGGCCAUACGUCAAGAAAUACAACGUUUCGAAAGCGUACAUCCAUCGAUUUAUGCAAUUUACGAUUUAAUCGAUUUGCUGCCAAUCGCCGAUGCACAAAUCGCCCAGCAGAUACGCGAUCACGUCGUUUGUAUUGAAGACUCUUUCGUAAACAGUCAAGAAUGGACGAUCUCACGUUCAGUGCCCGACUUGCGCCUAGGCAUAGUUGGUUCAUUGAACUCCGGCAAAUCAGCUUUAGUGCAUCGUUAUUUAACUGGUUCCUAUAUGCAAGAGGAGUCGCCUGAAGGCGGUCGCUUUAAGAAGGAAGUAUUCAUAGAUGGCCAAAGUUAUUUAUUACUCAUAAGAGAUGAAGGCGGACCACCAGAAAUGCAGUUUGCCGCUUGGGUUGACGCUGUGAUUUUCGUCUUUAGUCUUGAGAACGAGAGCAGUUUCAAUACAAUUUACAAUUACUUUAAUAAAAUGGCGCAUUUUCGCAAUGGUCAGGAUUUACCAAUGAUUUUAGUUGGCACACAGGAUGCAAUUAGUGAGCGAAAUCCACGUGUGAUCGAUGACUCUCGCGCGAGAAAACUGGCAAACGACUUGAAGCGCUGUUCGUACUACGAAACGUGUGCCACAUACGGUCUCAAUGUAGAACGCGUGUUCCAGGACGCUUGUCAGAAGAUCCUCCAGCAGCGCAUUCCCCUACCCCCCACCGUCAACUCCCGACCCACAACGCCGCAAGGCACACGCCUCGGCAUCGCCUCCUAUCACCACAACUCCAACAAUCAUGGCGGCGCCAAUGCAAAUGGCUUCUCUGCAUCCACUUCGUCGGUGCAGGGCGCCGUAUCCACCAGUAAUUUAACGCUGCCUCACCGCCAUCACGCGCUGUCCACAUCGUCACAUCAUAUACCGAUGCGCAUGAGCGCUGAUUUCAUGCACACCGAACAGCAGCAGAGCUUACCACCCAGUCAGAAGGCGUGGCAACAGCAAAAAGAACAGCAACAACGUGAUCGUGAACUAACGAUGCUCACAAAUGAAAACAAUAACAUCACCAAAUUCACACCCACACAUCACCAACAGCAGCAGCAACAACAACAACAACAGCAGCAAUCGAACCACCAAACAGCGGAAAGUUUGCCACCUUUGAGUUUGGUGCCGCUGCGCGAGAAUAGGGAUAAUGGCAGUGGUGGUGGCGGCGGCAGCGGCGGUGGUAAGGAUCUGCCGACACCCACAUCCACGCCCACUACAAGUCGCAAAAGUCGACGGCGUUCAAAUCUCUUCAUUCCCUCCUCCUCGAAGAAGGGCGAGAAGGAUUUGAAAAAUGGCGAAUUGGGUAGCGGACGGUCCAUACCAAUCAAACAAGGUUACCUCUACAAACGCUCCAGCAAAUCGUUGAACAAGGAAUGGAAGAAGAAAUAUGUGACGCUCUGUAAUGACGGGCGGCUGACAUAUCAUCCAUCGCUACACGAUUACAUGGACGAUGUGCAUGGCAAGGAAAUACCGCUGCAAUACGUAACUGUAAAAGUACCGGGACAAAAACCGCGCGGUUCGAAAUCAAUCAUCACCAACAGCGCGCUCACAACCUCAAUGCACUCGAACGGUCGCGGCCAUGGUCAAAACGGGUUGAGCGAAGGCAUUGGCUGUCUGUCGAUUGUCAAGGAUAACAAGGAAAAGAAGGUGACCGAGAAGGUGCUGCUCACCGCUUUCGAUACGCUCCGCGAGCCGGUGAAAUCGAAUUCUUCGCAACAGACUAGUGGGGAUGAGGGCAUAGCCAUGUCCAACUCCAACUCGCAGACAUUUAUUGCUGGCAGUGAUAGUCAACAACACCUACAGCAACAACAACGCGAAUUGCUCGCUGUUAACGCGGCAAACAAAUUAGAAUCUCAAACACCAAAUGUAAAGAAACGCCAUCGCCGCAUGAAGAGCAGCAGCGUUAAAUCAAAUGAAGUGGACGAUUCGGACAUUUAUGAGUUCUUCAUCGUAUCGCUCGAUUCCAAACAGUGGCACUUUGAAGCGGCCAGUUCUGAAGAUCGUGACGAAUGGGUGGCUGCUAUUGAGCAAGAGAUCUUCAAAAGUCUUCAAGGCAUAGAGAGCACGAAAACCAAACCGGCAACCACAAGUGAGCUGGCCUCAAUGGUGGCGAUACGCACGCGAGUGCCGGGCAAUGGCUUUUGCGUGGACUGCGAUGCGCCGAAUCCGGAGUGGGCUAGCUUGAAUCUGGGUGUACUCAUGUGUAUCGAAUGUUCGGGCAUUCAUCGUAAUUUGGGUUCACAUAUUUCCAAAGUGCGUUCGCUUGGCUUAGAUGAUUGGCCAGCUGGUCAUCUCAGCGUAAUGUUGGCCAUAGGCAAUAGUUUGGCGAAUUCGGUGUGGGAGGCGAAUACGCGGCAACACACCAAACCAAGGCCCAAUUCCACACGUGAGGAGAAGGAAGCGUGGAUACGAAGCAAAUAUGAAUCCAAAGAAUUUUUAGCACAAUUCAAUGCUAAUACAAACACAACGCCGGGACAGCAAUUAAUAGAAGCGGUGAUCAGAUCGGACAUUAAAUCGAUUGUCUUGAUACUCGCCACCGCUAACAGUGAAGUGACCAAUGCUAACGUGAGUCCACGUGAUGUGCGGACACCACUGCUGCUGGCUUGUGCCAUCGGAAAUCUAGCCAUAGCGCAGCUGCUCAUUUGGAACGGCGCCAACAUUAAGCAUACAGAUCACGAGGGACGCACCUGUUUGGCGUAUGCGCGGGCAGCACAAUCGCUGGCAACAGCGAAAUCUCUAAAGGCUGCCGCCGCCGCCGCAGCAGUCGCAAAUGCAGCGAACGGCAGCAACACGAACACUAACUCGAGCACUGCAAGCAAUACGAGUUCCUGUUCGUCGACCGCAUCCACCACAGCCACGACCACAACAACCAGCAAUGCGACGAACAGUGCCACAGCAAGUGGCGCAACGGCAGCGGCGACAACAAAUGGUGGCAUACCAGCACCACAGUACAGCGUCGAAGAGACAACAGCACUGGUGGAGCUGCUAACGAGCUUAGGUUGCCCGGAAUCGGCGCCAUUGACGGCCAGUGGCACGCUGCCGCGACGACGCGACACACUGGGCACACCCUACGAGAAGACCGUAUCGGGUGUCAUAUAAAGAGAUUGCACUUGGAAGGGGAACGCAGCGCGCAUUAGCCGUUUGCAAUAACAAUAAGCUUAUAGUCUAAGUUAAAAGCUGUUCAACAGUUGAAGUAUGGACGUUAGAUGAAGGAAAUGUAUGGCAAUUGUGGAUUGGAAAUGAGCCACAAUUUGCUUAUUUAGUUAUAGUCAUGUAGAUAUAUAUGUGUAUAUGCGUCUGUCUGAAGUCGGUAUAAAUUGUAAUGGAAUGAAAUAAUAAUUUAUCAUGCUUCGUAGAGAAAGUGCUGUCAUAAUGAAAAGCUUGAUAGCCACUUUUUAAGACUUUUAAUUAGCCGAAUUUAAUUUAUUACCCAUUUUAAUGAUGUAUUUUUAAAUAAAAUAAAUUAAUAAUUAAAGCAAGCAUACUGAAAGAUAAGAUCAUAGUACGAAGUUUCUUUCCCGAUUGAAAAGCGCUUGAGCACAGCAAGCUUUCAGUUUUAAAAUCACAAAAAAGUAUGUAAAUUAUUAAGCAAACUCGUAAAAGCUGUUAAUAUUAUUUUUAUUUUUUAAAAUAUCUUAUUAUGGUUAAGAAAAUGUUUUGUAUGUAUGUUAGUAUGCAUGAUUACUUUAUAUACGUGCAUAAAUACAAGAAAUAAAUUCUUUCUGUGUAAGCUCCGAGUUAAAAAAUGUAGAUGUUAGUCCCUACACUCGCAAGCAGUACGCUUUACAAUGGUAAAAAAUGCAUAACGGUUUAUUCAAGUGAAGAUAAAACAGCCUCUCAGUCGUAUAGAAAUAGCUGAACCUCAAUCUACUUUUGUUAUGAAUUCGAUUAGACAUUUUUAACUGACAAUCUUAAAGUAAGAUUAUUUUUAUGUUGAAGAACAGCAAAAAUCGCUUUUAUUUAAGUUUAUUUAUGUUAAAAUAAUUGCGUUUAUCUUUUUCUUAACCAAACCAAUCGUUACCGUUUAAAUGCUAAAUAUUUCUAAAUAUUAUUUUAUUGCGGGUGCUCGAAAAAAAAAUAGAACAAAAAAACAUUAAAACAGCGCUAAAUUAUUAUUUAAUAUUAUGCAGAAAAAACUACGCAGUUUUGAAAAUGUAAAAAAUCGAACGCCUUGCCAAAUACUUCUACAAAAUGCUGUUUUUUUUUCAUACGUCGCUUUAUAAAAAAUAUUGUUUCGCAAUCUCAAUAACGUAACGUCUUGUCUCGUAAUGUGUUUUUGGUUUUUAAACUAGCAUUUCAUUUGAAAAACAGAAGUUAGUUGUACUUUUAAAAAGAAAAUUUCAAAUUGUCGCUUAAUCACAUGUUUAGUUGAAGAUUUUAAAACUACUUUUGGGUUUCUUUGAAUAAAUUUCCUUUUUUUUAUCUUAAAAAGAAAUAUCAGACUGCAAGCAACCACUCAUUAGCAAACAAAAAUUUAAUUACAAAAGAUUUUCUUUCCAAAAACAAAAAAAAACACGCAAAAACUUAGCAUUGAUUUAAUUUGCGAGUUUUUUCGAGUAAAAUAUUACAAAUUUUUUUCUUAAGCAUUUAAUUUGUUGUUGUUUUGUUAAGCUUUGUUUACAUCACUCUCAAAUAGAUCUGCCUGCAAUGUGAACCGAUGCGAGUACAUUAGUUAUAUAUUUUUAUUUAAUUCACCUUUGAAUACGCUUCAUGUUUUUAAAAACGUUCACUUAUAGUUCUAUUUUUUAUUUCUAAUAAUUAUAAAAUUUAGUUAUUAUUUAGUUGAUUUGUAUUGUGUGGUAAAUUGAAUAUAAUAAAAUAUUAAUUAAUUUGUAUAUAUUGUUUUGUAUCAUUUGUUGUUGCGGAAAUUUCGAUUGAUCCAAUAUUUUAAAAAAUAUGUAUAAUAUAUAAGAUUAUUUCAUAGUUAUAUGGUAACUGACAGCCACAUUUUGUACUUUCACUCAAGCCAAAACUAUACCUCAGAAACAAAUCCCGCUAUUUUUUGUUGUUAAUAAAAAUAUAAACUAAAUAAAUAGCUAGAUUACUAUCCUUUUAGUGAGGCCGAAACAGGCUUAAAGAUAUUUGGUAUUCGAAAUAUAAAACCGGAAAUGUGGACAUUGUGGAAUACCGAUAAAGAGUUGAUAAAGUGUGGGGAAUCUUCAAAGUGUUUAUACUUUUUUUGUUAGGGAAGUAUGAAAAUACAAGAACAAUAGAGUCAGCACUUAAAAUACAACUUCUGAAAUGAUAAUCACGUGGGAACCAUGAAAGGGAAAUGCAAUAGUCGUAAAUAUAAAAUAAGAAGGUGAAAAUGCAGAAAAAUAAGGAUGAUGGCAUAAACUUAUGCAAAUGAAUAUGUAGCAAAAAAAUAAUUAUGCACGAAAGUAUAAAAAUUUAGUAGUGAAUACUUAACAGUUUACAUAAAUAUGUACAUUGCAUACAUACACACAUACAGCAGAUAUGAUUUCCAAUAGUGAUGUAUUGCUUUAAGUGUGUACCAACGUUACACUUCAAUAAAUACACACACACAUAAAAAUUCAAAUAUUAUAUACUUGGCAAAAUGUUGGGCAUUAAAUAUAAUUAAAAUACUUACAUAAUAAAAGUGAAACUUUAAAUGCGUGGUUUGUAUUGUAUUAAUUGGCAUGUCAUAUAUCGAACGUAAUACAUUGUUGUAGGGUAUAUUGCAUAGUAAUGUUGUAAACCUAAAAAAAAGUUAAAAAACAAAAAAAAAAAACACCUGCGGCAAAAUCGAAUAAAUUGAGCAAGGAAUUAGUAAAUUUUGUACUGAAUUGGAAACUUUUGCAAUUGUUUUCUCUAACUUAUAAAAUACGUAAAUCUACUGAAAUCUUAUUUACCAAAUGCUUAUUACUUAGUAAACUUAAGAAAAUGUAUGUAUGUAGUGGCAAAGCAAGUAUUGUAAUUCAUUAAUUAUUUCAUAAAAAUGAAGAGUUACAAUGAAAUAUGCACAUUCGCUAAAAAUGCAAUAAACUAAUGAAAAUACCGUAAAUAA
Bactrocera oleae (olive fruit fly) is the source of this 7429-nucleotide messenger RNA. NCBI's taxonomy places the organism in Eukaryota, Metazoa, Arthropoda, Insecta, Diptera, Tephritidae. The record is from RefSeq and is a predicted model, not a curated record.